UCCGUCGGUGAAAUAGGCUCUACUAUGCUGAAGUGGAAAUAAACAAAAUAAAAAUGGCCGCGAUGAAUGAAGAAAAUGGUAUGGCCGUGCACGAUGAGCAGGGGGAGGCGUCAGGACCCUCACUGGCUCGUCAAAAACUGGAGAACUUGCUGAACAAGAGCAUGCGUAUCCGCAUGACAGAUGGACGGACACUGGUGGGGCUGUUUCUCUGUACGGACCGUGACUGCAACGUCAUUCUCGGGUCUGCGCAGGAAUUUCUGAAGUCCACAGAUUCAUUCUCACAGGGGGAGCCCAGAGUGCUUGGUCUCGCCAUGAUUCCUGGCCACCAUGUGGUCUCCAUCGAGGUGGAGUCUGACAGUCUGCUUAGCCCACGGGUCAUUUGAUGGAGCAAUAGGCAGCAGGCGACUGAAGAACAUGGCUACCCACAAUACCCAAAGCUACCCUUCGUGGAAACUUGACAUUACCUGGCUGUCCACAAAGGCUCCAAGUUCUGCUUUGAUGCAGUCUACACACAGAACUGCUUGUGCAGGCUCAAAAAAAUGGCCAUUCCAUUGGCAGCUUAACAUAUACUCCCCACCCUUUAUUCAACAGAAGUCAAACUGGACCCAGCCAGACUAUCUUGUAUAUAUGAACUGUGUACACUUAAGCAUAUUUUCCAGAGACAAAAUUGUGUGUGUGGUGUCCAUUUGCACAUUUGUAGCAACAGUGCUGAGUGAACUUUAACAUUCUGUUUAUUACAUUGAAAAUAAAUGUUUUAAAUGCUAUGCUACAUUAAUGAUUACUGAAAUUAAUUUCUAGAAGCAUGGACUAAACUGACCAUUUCCUAAUGAGGUGUAAAAUGGCAGGUACAUGAUGCCUUAUCAAUAGAAUACAGGAAAGUGAACCAGUAUCACCCAAAACCCACAAGCUCCAUCUAUAAUUAGAACCAUUUUAAUAAAGAAUCAUACACUUAUAUUUCAUAUCUAUUUAAGGCAAUCAGUUUGGCCAGUUUACAUAGACCAUUAAAUACUUUUCACUGCACUUCAGUGCUUGUUUUUGACAAAAUGGCAAUCAUUCAAGGUUUUUGUGCAUCUGGAGUCUGCUUAAAAUAAACAGAUUUGUUGUUCUCAA
Messenger RNA from Conger conger (European conger), 1110 nucleotides. It is a transcript of the gene naa38, whose product is annotated as N-alpha-acetyltransferase 38, NatC auxiliary subunit. The record is from RefSeq and is a predicted model, not a curated record. Bases 54 to 383 code for a protein of 109 amino acids. Lineage: Eukaryota; Metazoa; Chordata; Actinopteri; Anguilliformes; Congridae. Gene Ontology annotation, molecular function: RNA binding. Gene Ontology annotation, cellular component: NatC complex. The transcript has 3 exons.